Molecule: messenger RNA, 10584 nt
Organism: Pocillopora meandrina
Lineage: Eukaryota; Metazoa; Cnidaria; Anthozoa; Scleractinia; Pocilloporidae
Source: the annotation of a GenBank genome assembly
AUGACCUCUGUGAGUUCCACUGUUACAGCCGGUCGGCGAAGGACUUCUAGUUCCUCUGAUGUGAUGGCGUCGAUGACAGCUGCGAGAGCUGCAGCGACAUAUUUCGACAAAAUAGAACGUUACGAGUUGCAAGAGACACUUGCUUAUACUUCAAGCGACUGGCUGCUUUCGACUGAAGACACGAGGAUUUCUGUUGAACCGCCACGCGGACUGAUCGCCGGGAUUCAAAUCCCGAGCGAUUUCAACAACUGUUUGAUUCUUAUUCCUGAAGAAGAGGGCAUCGAGCCGUUGGAAUUGCGAGAAAUGCAUCAGAUCGUACGUGAACUGGUCACGGGAAUUUACAUUUUGAAUCAAACGCCGUCGAUUACUUUGGAAGCGAAUUACGAUUGCAGCACAUCAUGUCAAAUUCCACCAGCUUACUAUGACACGCGAAUCGGCCAGAUAUUGACAGAUGUAGAUUAUAUGAUGAAGAGUCUUUGGCACGGGGCAUACUUCCCAAAAGAUAAAAGAACUAAAUUUGCUGAGCGAUGGAGGCAGGCUGUAAAUCUAAAUACAACAACUGGAGAGCCAGAAACACGAAGAAGCUUGCAACUAGUGUGGACAGAGGCUGGUAUUUUAGAUUUGGCUAUAGAUCCUGAACUGACUGAAGCAUACAAUUCAAUCCCUGAUGAAAACAAAGAUGACCUAGAUGCUACUGAAGAGAAGAAACAUUUUAUGAAGCAUGUGGAUGAAUUAGCGCUCAAACUGACCUUAUUUCAAAACACUGUCACUCAACAUCAAAACAUAUUUUUGACAGAUGCCAAUUAUCACAUUUCAAGCAUUGUUAAGUCAGAUAAAAUUGAUCUUCAAAGUUACGAAAAGCUGCAGAGAAGGCUUGGAGUUCAUCAAGAGUUCAUCAGGAACACCCUGCUUCUCAAACCAGACAUAAAACGACAGCUAUGUCUGCUUAAAUUUAUUAGUUUCAUGGUGCCAUUUUUGAUUGCAAUCAAAAAACGUUGCAAGGUUCCAGAUGUUAACAAACUUCUUCCACCAUUUACUUUUGAAGAGUGCAAAACUGAGCGUGAAUUUCCACCUCUGAUCUUGAGACCUGAAUUCAAGUGUAAACACUUUGAUCAUUCAGAGAAAUACUUUCAUUUGCAUGGUGGAAUUUCCUUUGUCCGUGAAACCCCACCUGCUCAGAAAAUCUCUGCUGCAAUUGUUGCAGAGCAAGAAAAUCUGGAAUAUGUUGCAUCUGAUGCUUAUAACAAAAUAAUGAGCUCAGACACAGUCAUGUUGGAAAGCUACCCAAUGGCAGCAAUUGAAAUUGAUGGUAAAAGUUAUUUUGUGCUGAACAUUCACCUGGAGACCUUUUACCCUGUAUCACCAAAGCAUCCAUUGUGGAUACAUGCACAUUAUGAUGAAAUUGUAAAAUUGAAACCUAAAAGGCUUCCUGUGCAUGAGCUCCAGAUUCAUGAGCAAUUCAAAAAAAGAUAUGGCUAUCAAAGAACUGUGAAACUCAAACAGAUCCCUGCUGGGUUACAAGCAAGUGCUCAUAGAGGGCUGGUCUCAAUAUUUCAUACUAUGACUCGUAGAUUGCCACCAUCACGUCUGACAACUCAAGACUCUUCUGGUCUGUCCCUCAUUCAUCAUGCAGCCAUGUUCAACAGACCACAGAUUAUUACCAUGCUGGUAGUAAUGGGUUUUGAUGUAAAUGUGCGUCGCUACAAUAACAUUUCUUCACAAGGUGUAAGUCCGCUGCAUCUGGCAGCCAGAUGUGGUGCUUUAGACAGCCUUGUAUGCCUAGUGACAUACAAAGCUGACGUGAUGAUGUUUGACAGCCAGGGAUGGGUGUCUGUUCACUAUGCUGCCUUUUUCAAUCAUGUUGACUGCCUUCUGCAUCUAAUUCGCCAUGAACCCAAACUACUAGAACUCAAGUCCAAUGAUGACUUAGAGUCCACUCCAAUUCUUUUAGCUGCAUCCAGUGGGGCAUUAGAUGCUGUGAAAUGCCUGAUUGAGCAGGGAGCACAGUAUACCUCUAUAGACAAGGAAGGAAAUGGAGCUGUUCAUCUUGCUGCUCUUCACUUUCACACCAACACACUGAAAUAUUUUAUCAGUUGGAACAAUGAUGACAUCCCUGUGUGGGACCUCCUUGUUGGUAUGUUGAAGUCUGAUGACAUCAAGAGGAAGCAUAGUGCUGUUAAAUGCCUGGAGGUCCUGUCUCUUGCAGCAGAAAACAACUGGAAAUUCAUCCUGAUGGCAGAAGGUGUUCCAGCCCUUGUUGAUCUUCUUCGACUUGAUAAUGUGGAGCUACAAUCUCUUGCUGGAUCUGUUUUGUGCAACAUUGGAAGUCACAAUGAGGUCAGGGUAGAAGUGUCUAAAGCCAAUGCAAUUCCUGUUGUCGUCAGUCUUUUGGCAUCACCUGUUCCCAUGAUCCACUCUCGUGCUGCUGUCAUCCUUGGAGACUUAGCUUGCCUUGAUGUCAACCAAGGAAAGAUCUCGGAGGAAGGUACAGAUAUGAUGAGGGUACACAAUCCUGAAUAGUUACAGUUGAAUCAUAUUGAAUUUCAUCAACUUUCUAAUUUUUUGUUUAAACCAGAUUACAUCUUUAUGGGUAGUUAUACAAUGUACAUGUACAUGUAGGUGACAUGUGUCCUCUACAGAGAGAAGUUGUGUUAUCACUGUAUAUGUUUGUGGAGGGAAUUUUGUUUCCUGUUAGGGCUGAUAACCCUUUGAAUCCCAAGAGUGACUAGCAUCUAAUUUCUUCUUACAAUGUCACCCCUGAAUCAUGCAUAAAGGUCAUGAGAAAAAAAUUAAAUGAUCCCUAACUUAAGAUCUGAAGCUCUUGAUUGUUAAACAAAUUCUCCUUGUCAGCACCUUAGGAAAGCUAUAGAGAACAGUAUGAAGAAUAAGCAUAGUGAUAUUAGGGUGUAAAUGAACUACAUUGUACAAUCAUAGUGGGUAGGCUGAAAUAAGCUUGCUUGUUGCUUCUCAUGGAGAGUAACCAACUAUGCUUCAUCACAAGGUUUCAAGACAUUACAUUUGUUUCUUUUAGUCAUGGUCAAUCGUUCAUGUUUAAUUUGCAAGUAAAAAUGAUAUCAGAUUAGAUUGACAUCAAAUCACUUUGUUUUGUAUUUUCUUUUGAGCACUUCAUUUAUAUCACUAUUUACAAUAAUCUGUAAAAGUUUAGGGAGAAAAUAAAAAUCCGAUUGACCCUCCACACACUAACAUCAUAAUGCAUAUUCUCCCUAUUGUUCCCUGUAUGAUUAUUUCCUGAUUAGAAGUUUGUUUGAGGAUCAAGAGCUGCUUACUUUAGUUGAUGAUCAUUUUCUUUAUUCUUGUGAUCUCAAUGUGUGAUUCAGGGGAGAUAUAGUGAGGAGAAAUUAGAUGCUGGUCACUCUAGUGGUUAAUAAGGUAUUGAACAGGUGUACUUAGUAUUUGAUAUAGCAGAUUUGUAGCCCUCAAGUGGAUCUGUUUAUAUCUUAAUCUUUUAUAGGUAUUUUUUUAUGAUUUUCAGGCUUCAGCUGUGGUAUACAUGUCUUUACAUUUUUUAAAUUUUUAUUAGGUGGAAUACAAUCACUUGUUGUACUCCUGGACUCUAAACUUGAACAUGUGUUGGUGAAUUGUGUCAAUGCACUCAGGGUCUUGUGUGAUGGUAGCUAUGACAACCAGACAGCUGUAGCCCAGAGUGGAGCUGUGGACACCCUAACAGAACUUCUAAGUAAGAAAAAUCUACUGUCACUUGGUAAAUUGUUUGUAGGGAUAUGAAGCUGCAUGGUAGAUGAUAUCUACCAUGCAGCUUCAUACAAAGGAAACAGGUAUUUGAACAAGAAUACAAUCGGAGCAAUCACAUGUGCUCUGUCAGGACUGAAUAAGAAAUUGCUGUUCUCAGAAUGAUUUUGUCAGUUUCCAAAAUCUUGUGCAGUGUGGUAGUUACCAAUUUUUUAUGGGAAAUGGCAAAGUUGCUGAUCUAUUUUGUUACUGGCCUGCUGUAACAAGUACAUUCAAGAGACAGUACAUAGCAGUGGUAUACCCAUUAGAUAAGGGGGGGAGGGGGCAAGGGGGAUGUGAACAAAAGACUGUUGCCUCCAAUAGGAACAAUAAAUAGAGAAAUUCGGAAAGGGCCUUUUAACAAGAAGUGUGAGAAUUAAUUCCCUUUAACUUCUAUGAGUGACCACAACAGAAUUUCUCCUUACAGUGACCAAUACAAUAUCAAGUAGACAAGUGGUGAGAUAUUGGAAAAUUUUAAAAGGGGGAUUAUUAGUUGAUCCAUUACCAAAUACUCCAAACUAACAACAUAAGAAUUGUAUGGCAGACAGUAAGGAUAAUUACUAAUGAGAUCUUGGGAGUGAAAGGGUUAAAGAGAGAUGUUUUUCAUUUUGUAAAAACAUUGACAUGAUGAAAAUAUUUAAGUCCGUUAAUAAGACUCAAAUCACUGACCUGUAGAUUUUGCACAGCAACACUUUACCAGUGAGCCACAGGGAACUCAAUAUGGAGUGUGGCCAUUGAUAUUCAGUGUUAUCACCCUUCAGGUGCAAAGUCAAAGAACCUUCAAGCAAACACUGCAGCAUGCCUGAGUGCUCUGACUAAGGACCAUCGGGAAAACCAAGAUCUGGUUGUAGCCAAAGGAGCUGUUAAGCCACUAGUGUCUUUAGCAAAGAGUACCAAGACACUUUGCCAAGUGAAGGCUGCAAGUGCCUUAGAAUCACUUGCUACCAGUAAUCCAGAGGCACAAAAAGAGAUUGAUGCAGCAGAUGCCCAGAGACCUCUCAUUAGACUCUUGAAAAUGUGGGCCAUUGAGGUCAAAGAACAAGGUAUGCACAUUAUAUUUGUAACUUACAAUAGAAGGGUUCCUAUAGUUUGGAAAAGGCUGAAAAUGUUGAUGAUUAUAAGCCCUGUUCUUUCAGGGGGCCCCAUUGUCAUUUAUUAGAUUCUUGUUUUUAACAAGUACUGUAAUUUUACUAAUUUGGUGAUGUUAAUCACCUUUCUCUUAAUGAAUGGCAAAUUUUAAAUUAUACUGUGUUAGCAAAGUUCUUCACCACAUCUUGUGCACAGCUAACUAGAAUAUUUCACAACUACUACAUCAAAUAAAACUACUACUGUUCAUAGUGGAAGCAGAGAUGCAUUGGGUGUUCAGAGGAGUUGUACUUAAAAAGGAUUAUUUCAUUUUAAGAAUAAAUGAGAGUUACUUCAGACAAUUUCUCAGUAGUUAAAAAAAAUUAAUAACUGUAACCACGAACAAAAAAAUGAAUCAAUUUAUGAAUGAGACAACAAAUAAAUUAUGUAUUUUAUGUGUCUGUGAACACAUCACUGAUUUGGUAUUUAAAAAGUAAACCACACUUUCUAUCGGUUUGCCAGUUAACAAACCAUUUGGGAUGUUGGGAAAACACUCAAAAAGUUUGUUUACCAUUCGACUGCACCUCGUGGUUUACAAACCUUUCUCAUGUUCUCCCAACAUCCUGCGUGGUUUAGUAGCCGGUAAACCGAUAGAGAAUUGUAAUUAAUUGCUCAAAUGAGGCAACAUAUAUGUGCCAUGUCCAUAAUUUAGAUCAUUGUGUCCCCAUAUCUUAAAUGUCUUGCUGUAGUCAGACUGUGCAGGUCCAUGAGAGUUCAUCCAUUUACUGUUUAUUCUUUACAAUCAGGUGCCAGUGCUCUGUGGGCUUUAGCAGGCGUCACUCGGCAUCAGCAGCAGCGUAUUGCCAGCAUGAUUGGUAUUAACAUUCUAGUUGAUAUGCUCAUGCUGAAGUCAGAGACUCUACAGUUUAUUGCUGGCAUGGCCAUUAUUGCAUUAACCACAGAGAACAUUGAAAAUCAGAACAAGAUUGUGACUGGAGGAGGAAUACAACCUCUUGUGAGGCUCUUGAGGUCUCAGAAGACUUCUGAAAAGGUUAGUUUAAGUAACACGUCUUCCUGAUGUUGUCAAAGACAACGUGAAACAUUUUUGAAAAGCACGGGAAGGGGAAAAACCUGAGUUAGCUCUUUGCAUCCGCAUGAUAGCCAGUUCUGGGUAAUCCACCGCAAUUGCGGCAACCACUAGUUGAAAAAAAGAGUUAACAUAACUUUAUUUUUUAAUUACUCCUGAAAUUUGGUGAUAAAACAGGUGACGUCCGGUCAACUUUUUCGAUUUUCUUCAACCCGUCGAUUACCGUUGUAAAAAACGAAGACAAGAUACAAAGGAAAGCAAUGUUAACUUAACUACCAAAGUAAUGGCUCCGAAACGUUUUAGUCUCUAAGGCAAAUGUGGUUCUUUUGUAGGUUCUGUUGAUGGUGAUCCGCGUGUUGGGUAUCCUGUGUGUUGGCGUGGCUCAUCAAUCUAACAAAUCCACUCAGCUUGAAAUAACAAACGCUGAAGCUCUUGUUACUCUUGUGCAUCUCCUGCGUACCUCAAAAAAGCCGCUCAUUCAGGUAGGUUUUUAGCGCAUUUCAAUAGUAUUUUGAUCGUGUAGUCUGAUCCUCUGGGCGAGAGUAGUCCUGGGAAGUUGUCGAUGAGGGUGUCAAUCGUAUAGGCAAAACCGGUAGAUACAUUAGCCAAUCAGAAAAGGAGAAUGUCACCUGCAACCAAUGAGAAAUGAAAGGGAAAAAGGCGGGCUGCCUGAAGCGCGGGAAAACACCAAGUCGCGAUUGGUUUUUGUCCCGAGUGCGAUUUGUCGAGAAAAUGGCGCAAGUUUUCCAGACCAGUCUUCUAGAAGGGUCUUUUAAACCUAUGCAAUGGUCGACACGUAGUUGAUAAUUUUAUAGUCGUUCAGAGAGGUUUGAUAUAUUAAAGCGGAAAAAAGGCUCGAUAAACAAGGAAACGUGUCUGCGUUUACCCUGUAGGUUUAUUGCUCAACUGUGAUUGGUUGGUAAGUAAAUCUUUUAGCAAUUUUUGGUUAAUUGAUUUGGAUUUAGGGAUUUAGGAUCGGUGGAUGCUAAGCUGUUUCUAGAAUUAGCUUACUGAGGUUUUCAGAUGUUAGAAUAAGGAAAAAUGAUGCGUUUGAUUACAAUUCUUAAGAAUGGUGGACCAGCGCGUAUUUUUUUUUCCAAUGGUUAGCUUCAACAGUUAGCCUUAGUAUACUUAGAUUAUUGGCAGACUGAGACAUUUAUACCCUCAUUUCGUUCACAGGUUGAGGUGGCGAUAACGUUGGGAAAAGUCGUUCUGAAUAAUCUGCAAACCCAGAAGCUUCUGGCAGAACAGACGAAGUUUCGCGUCGUUGAGCUUCUUCACCAUCUCUCUAACAAAGAAGAAACAGUUCGCCUCAAGGCUGGCAUGGCACUCGCAACUUUCGCGUACAACAACACUUCACAGCAGUACGCCAUUAAAAACGCUGGGGGAAUCUCGCUGACGGCUUUUGAGGAAUUCUUGGGGUCUGGGAACGAACUUUACCAGGCCCACGCGGCUUUUCAGAUCAUAGUCCUGGCACGUGUGAUUGACAGUGAUCAGGUGAACCUGACAGCACGAGGUGUGGAAUUACUAGUGCGCCUGCUCAGUUCUGAUCAACAGAGUACACAGAUACUUGCCGCCAGUUUGACAGCCAGCCUCGGUCACACUCGUGCUGGUGUUCCUGCGGCACUUAUCACAGCCGGUAGGUUUACCCUUUUACCAUUAAGCGAGACUGGGUUCUAAUUUCUCUUUAUAGUGUCACCCUUAAAUCCAAUGUAAAGGUCAUGAGAAUAAAGGAAAUGAUCACCAAUUUAAGAAGUUCCUGAUUGUUAAACAAAUUCUCCUUGUCAGCAUCAUAGGAAAUGUAAAGAGAACAGUAUGGAGAAUUUGAAUUCCAAUAUUAGGGUAUGAAGGGUUAAUACUGAUACACAGUACAACGGUAAGAUAAGUCUCCCCCAUAUUGUCAUCUUUCUGUAGCAGAUUUGCAACAAUAUUGUGUAAUAUAUAUUGUGAAGUUAAUUUUGGAAUAAGUGUAGGCCUUGUUUGAAUGAAACUCGGUGAGGUACCAUUGAGUUAAAAAAAGAAAAAAUUACUGCUUGGCAUUUUCUUGCGAAAAUUUCUCACGGUCAAAAUGUUAGAAAAGUUUUUUGAAUUGUAUUGUUAGGUUAUUUUUGGUUGGAAAAUCAUGGUCAAUAUGAUUUAUGAAGUUAACAGUUACCCAAGUUUAUACCACAAGGAAACCGUUUUGAACCAUUUUAUUAUGAAAAAUCAAAUGUGAACUUUUCAAAAAUUUGUAUAUGACGAUUGAAAAUUACAUUGUAUAAACCAAAAUAUUAUCACACCAUUUUCUUUGUUUUUUUUCCUUGUACUCUUCAGGUUCAGUGGAGGCACUCCUCACCAAUCUUUCCUCACCAAACGAAGAAGUCCGCAGCAGUGCGGCGGUUGCCCUAGGGUACCUAUCGUUCGACCGCACGGCUUCCCGUCUGAUGCUGCAGGCGUGUCGUAAUACUCCAGGUCUGCUGGAGUCGCUGGUGGAUAACCUUGGUAACGGAAAGGUAUCUAUGGAGUUUAUGGACGAGUGGAGGCAGACUAAGAUGGUUGGACUGCCUUCGGCCAGGUAUGCCAUUACGUACCAUGCUGCUUUUGAUACCAAGAGUUAGGUCUGAGUUCUUAGUUCUUCAAGAAGUAACCAAAUAAGGUUGUUUUUUUUUUGUUAAGAAUACCAUGCUCAGAUCAAAUAGUCCCCUCCAAGUUUUCUUUGGUAGUUUUUGACAUGAUACAGAUAGCGAAAGUUUAUUGACACCACUGGAAAGAGCAGCAUAUAAUCAGUUAGGCUGCCAGGUUUGAGAGCGACAUGUUACUGAAAAACUAUCAAAGAUGCAAGACGCAAAGUCGCGAAGUUUUACGACGGAAAGUUUGAAUAUAUGAGAAACCUUUGCUGAAAUAAACAAUAACUUGUCGGUCUUUUUUACCCACGGAUUGAUAGCGACAGUCAUCGUGAACGCUCACGAAAUUGCUUAGAUGGACGAGAAGGACUGGAACUUUGCAGCGCACCUUUUUCGCCGCAGUCUUUUUUUUUAAGCUGUCACCUCAAUUUGAAAACUCACCAUUACUUUUACUUUCAUUUUCCUCUACGAAAGUUUGGAGAUUCACGGAGGGCCCCCGGUACCACAGAGAUUACCACCUGAAGAACGUAAGUCUGAGCUCCUAGUAGGAUGCGUUUCUCAGUCCGUUUGUAUUUUAGUCAACCUUUCAAUGAGAGCUGGAGGUUUUCAUUAUAUUUACAAAUCAAAGAGGCCAUGGCAAAACUGACAUGUAAGCCAGGAAACGCCCCCAAAAUUGUUUCCUAAUUCCUUUCAGUAAUUUAAGUCAUUGGAUUAAGUUCUAGAUAAUGGAAUAUUGUUUUGGUGAAUGCGCCUGUAGAAGGCAAUCUUAUGCUUGGUUUCAUUUCACAGCUCCAGAUGCGUCUCAGACGUUCAAUUUAUGAUGAAUUAAACGCGCCAGUCUGUAAGGAAAUAGUGCAUUUCGCCUUCAAACUAUUGUUUCGGCACUAGCACCACGACACCAAUUUAUCUGAUCCAAGUAUAUCUCCCAAAGAAACGCUGUGCACACUUGUCACUGUUUCUGUUAUUGUUUGGGUUUGUUUUACUGUUAAAUCUCCUGAUCAGACCGUUUGCAUAGAGGUUGUUAGAAAAGAGAUUUUGCACCUGAGAAAAUGCAUUGGUGCUCCUCUGUAGCGAACUUUGUGAAACAAGAUACAGAUUGAGGCCUCCUGUACUUUGCUGUAUCGGGGUUUUACUCCAUAGCCAAAAAUUAUUGUACAAAUGUCUGAAAAACGUACUCUUUUUCCUUUAGGAAAACGUAGACCUCGCACAACUCAAAGCAUGGGCUCUUUCCGACGUCUUCGCCAGCAAGACAUGAAAAGAGUGGCCUCAGCACCAGUGGUUGUAAACAGCUAUCGUAAUCAAGUAAAGGCUGGCAUUGUCAAAGCCAUGUUGCCUCGCUCUGAGUCGUCGCACAUGAGAAGCGCUUUUGGAGCAGCAGAGAUGUGGCGAUCCAAACUACUAACAUCCAGGCCUUCGCUUGAAAAAGGAUUAUCCAGUAAGAAUUCUUGACCACAUACGGAACUUAAAUGACAACUGGAUGACAGGAAUAAUUGCUGCUGUGGCCGCCGUUAUCGCAGUUGUCAGACAGUGCCUGUGCACAAGACAUAGAUUCGUUGUCAUGGCAUUUGCAAAAUACAACUUUCCCGUUUUCGUAAAUUCUUUUAGACAGAAGUUUUGCCUGGGGUGUAUGAAGAUAAUUUGCACCAAAAGCUGAUAUUUAGACCCCCUCCCCCCACCUUAUAGGUAAUUUUAAGUCUUUUUCAUCACGCACAAGUUAAAUUGCUAGCUCAAAGAUUGAAUGUUAAAGUCAAGAUAAAUUUAUCUCAUUAGUAUCUCGCCAAAUACAAUCUAGGCCGAUUGUCAUCACAAAUGUCCUUUGUCUGCCACUGUCAUGCUCUACCAACCCUGCCCAUGCUUCCAAAAUCCAAGGCAGCAACCAACCAUUUCACAAAUAAAAAUCAAACGCUUGCACGCGCGAAAAACGUACAUGCUGGGAGGCUACUACAAGUUUUCACGACCCUUCCAGGGUUCGUGAUUGACGUGGCAACUUUUCAUAAACUCUUGAUUACGUCGGAGUAUAUCGCUGUCUUUUUUUUAUAUUUUACCCAACAUUGUUUAUGCCUUGCCGUAUUUUAUUUACUG